CUUUUUCCUGCCCAAGCUGAUUAGCUCUGCAUCUCCGUUUCUUUGUCCAGUCAUGGCAGCCGAACUCAAGGCUGAGAUCGAAGGAUUGGUGGCAAAGAUCUCCGACAAGGCUGCAGGGCAGUCCGCUCUUGAGAGCUUGGCCAAGAUUGCGGAGGAGAAGGGUCGUCCAGCCGAACCCUUUCUGGUGGCCGCCUUCCCAAAGAUUUUGGAGGCCUCGAAUGAUAAGUCCAAGAACGUGAAGGAUGCGGCGGUGGUCACCAGCAAGACCAUCAUGGGCAUGGUCUCCCCCUUUGCGGUGGAGAUGCUGUUGCCCGCCUUCCUCAACGGCUUGGCCGUGAAGGCCAAGCCACCACAGAAGGAGGCCACGCUGCAGAUCAUUUCCGCGUUGGCGGCCAAGGCGCCACGUGCCGUGGGCUACUUGCUGGUGAAUUUGGUGAGUCCUGUGGCCGACCUUACCUGUGACAUCAAGAAGGAGGUGAAGCAAGCGGCCUUGGAGUGCAUGACAGCCAUUUGCAACUGCACAGGCAAUAAGGAUCUGGAGCCGUUCCUUCCCGCCGUGGUGGAUGCGGCUUCCUCCAUCGACAAGACGCACAAUUGUGUUGAGAAGCUGGCUGGGUGCAUCUUUGUGCAGAACGUCGAGGCCCCAGCCCUGGCUGUGACGGUGCCUGUCUUAACCCGCGGCUUGAACGACAAGAACGAGGAGGUGAAGCGCACCUGCUGUCAGAUUGUGGACAAUAUGUGCAAACUGGUGGAGGAUCCUGCUGAGGUGCUUCCCUUGAUGCCCAAGUUGGAGCCCUUGGUGAAGAAUGCCACUGAGAAGAUUUCCGACCCCGAGGCCCGAGGUGUGGCCGAGAAGGCCUACAAGACCUUGCAGAAGGCCGCAGGUGAAGGGGCCCAGUCCCUGCAACAGGUGUCCAUGGAAUCGGCCAAGAAGCAGGUGGAGGCGGCCCUUGGAGAUAAGAAGGGCUCUGGCGACGUCUAUGAUGCCGAGCUGAGCCACGUGUCUGCCUUGGCGGCCUGUGCGGCGAACAUGCGGGUCUUCGAGGAAAGCGCAUGGAAGAGCGAUGUGGGUUACCUGGCGCCCUUCGACCAAGUCACCGAGGAGCUGAGGGCCAAGAUGGAGAUUGCGGCGAAGCCCAAGGAGGAAGUGGAGGAGGAAGACACUGAGGGCGUUGACCUCUACAAGGGUGCUUUCUCACUGGCGUAUGGUACCUUGACCCUGCUGCGAGAUGCCAAGAUGCACUUGAAAAGGAACCGCUUCUAUGGUUUGCUGGGACCCAACCAGUGCGGCAAGACCACGCUCAUGCGCGCCAUUGCCAAUGAGCAGCUGGAGGGCUUCCCAAAGCGUGAUGAGCUGAAGAGCGUCUUUGUGGAGCAUGAGAUCGAGGAUGAGGAGGUGGGCGUCCAAGACGAUGGCUUCCCCAUCCUCUCAGUGGACAAGCCUGGUUGGUGGUGGGUAGUCCACACCUGCAACGACAUCUACAAGUUGGAACCCCCAGUGAAGGAAGACACUGUGAAGGAAUUGAUGAAGUCGAUCGGCUUCGGAUACCCGGGUGGUCCUGACCGUGCUGCGAAUCUGGAACUGCCCGUGACCUCCUACUCAGGCGGAUGGAAGAUGAAGAUGCAGCUCUGUGCCGCACAGCUGAUGAACGCGGAUGUCUUGAUGUUGGACGAGCCCACUGGACACUUGGAUGUGGACAACAUCAAAUGGUUGGAGGAUUGGCUGGAGUCCUUCCCUGGUUCCAUCAUCUGCACGAGUCACUUCAGCCCUUUCCUGGACAAAAUGUGCACCCACAUUAUCGACUUCCAGGACCGAAAGCUGAAGACCUUCAAGGGAGUGAAGGGCACCUGCCUCACUCAGUUUGUGGAGAAGUACCCUGAAAAGAAAGCCUACUUCGAAAUCAGCAACGAGACCAUGAAGUUCGUCUUCCCGGAACCAGGUCCGUUGGAAGGCGUUAAGAGUCGCAGCAAGGUCAUCCUGCGCAUGAAUAACGUGAGCUUCACCUACCCCACGAAGGACAAGCCCACCAUCAUGGACGUCAGCUUGACGGUCUCGCAGGUCUCUCGCGUGGCGGUGAUCGGCGCCAACGGUGCCGGCAAGUCGACGGCCAUCAAGGUGUUGGUGGGUGAACAGCUGCCCACUGAGGGCACCAUCUGGAAGGCCCAAGGACUGCGCUUAGCCUAUGUGGCUCAGCACGCCUUCCAUCACUUGGAGAAGCACAUGCAGGAGACGCCCACAGCCUACAUCAUGUGGCGCUUCGCGGGCAACGACGACCGCGAGUCACUGGAGUUCAAGACCGAUGAGCUCUCCGUGGAUGAGGAAAAGGCGCGGUCUGCCAAGUGGUGCAUCGACAGCGUGACGGGCAACGUGCGCCGCUGCACCGAUCCCAAGGAGGACGCCAAGAAGGCCAAGCAGGACGAGGCCGGCGCGGUGGUUCCCGAUGCCAUCGUGAACCGACGUCAGAAGAAGAAGGAGAAGACCUUCGAAUACGAGGUGAAGUGGCAGUUCAAGAGCAUGGACCAAAACACCUGGGUGGAGAAGGACACCUUGGUGAAGAUGGGUUACCUCAAGUUGGUUCAGCGAGAAGACGAGCGUCAGGCCGCCAUGGCCGGCCUGAUGACCAAACAGCUGACCCAGCCUGGAGUCGAAAAGCACCUGGCGGACUUCGGCGUGGAUGCCGAGAGCGCCUCACACACGCAGAUCAACCAGCUGUCUGGUGGGAUGAAGGUGAAGGUGGUCCUGGCCGCCGCGAUGUGGCAGAAUCCGCACGUGCUGAUUCUGGAUGAGCCAACGAACUACUUGGACCGCGAAGGUUUGGGAGCGUUGAUCCUGGCCAUCAAGGACUACAAGGGCGGUGUGCUGAUCAUCUCCCACAACAAGGAGUUCUGCGACAACGUGGCCACCGAGAAGUGGAUCAUGAAGGGCGGCAUGUUGCGCAUCGAAGGUGAAUCGGUGGACACCUCCAAGGACGAUGCUGGCGCCUCUGCCGGACCUGAUGAGGUCUUCGAUGGUGCGGGGAACAAGAUCGAGGUCAAGAAGAGCGUGACCAUGACAGAGAAGGACAAGAAGAAGGCCAUCAAGGACAUCGAGAAGAAGAUCAAGGAUGGCAAGAAGAAGCAGACCCUGACUGAUGAGGAGGUGUGGGAGCUGGAAGACAAGCUGAAUGAGCUGAAGGAGAGCUUGAACAAGUAGAAGUCGUCGAGCUGCUGAUGCAUCACAACGGUGAGACAUUGACAGUCGGCAAAAGGGUAGCUGACCGAUAGGGUUCUGACGUUGGUUUUGCGAAGACCAAAAAACUUGACCC
Cladocopium goreaui is the source of this 3305-nucleotide messenger RNA. Lineage: Eukaryota; Dinophyceae; Suessiales; Symbiodiniaceae. The record is from the annotation of a GenBank genome assembly.